This is a messenger RNA of Siniperca chuatsi (mandarin fish), 1823 nucleotides long. Its product is annotated as DUF4748 domain-containing protein. The record is from RefSeq and is a predicted model, not a curated record. Lineage: Eukaryota; Metazoa; Chordata; Actinopteri; Centrarchiformes; Sinipercidae. The transcript is spliced from 3 exons. The coding region runs from base 34 to 546 and encodes 170 amino acids.
GAAGUUGUCCACUAGGUGGCAGCAGUCACAUACAUGAGAAUCCCACUGCGCAUGCCCGACUGGGAUUAUUCAACAAACAUGGUGGCACCCUACGUGACGGCAGUUAGGACAGCGCUGAAAGGUGUGCGUCUUGUUCCCGGCCGGUGGCUCCUCACGCAGAGGAGCCAAACCCCGGCAGUGUGUCAGUGUUUGCGGCCGCUGCAUGUCUCCCCUGCUGCCUCCCGGUGCAGCUCCAGGACCGAGCCACACAACACAGCCGGCACCCACACAGGCGACAGGAGAGCCGGGGAGGAAGAGCAGGAGGAACCCGAGGGUCCUGAAUACAUCCCCAAGAAAAAGGCGAAGAACCCAAUGAUGGGGAUUGGCUAUGCCUGGAUGAUUGGCCUCCCCACAGGCAUCAUCGGCUUCCUCCUGGCCAAGAGAGAAGUGGACAAGAACCGACUAAAGCAGCUGAAGGUUCGACAGAGGAUGAGAAAAUCAAACGAGGGAGAAUAUGAAGGGAGUCGCUACCGCCAUCCUGCAGAGGAUGUUAAACUGGACCCAUAACGUACAUGUAUGGCUGCUGUGAUUCGCACCAUGUCCUGAAUGUCACUAUUGAGACAGUGACUCCUGCGUUACAGCCCAAAGACUGAUUGCAGAAGAGAUGUCAGCUUCUUGAGCUUGAGGUUAAAACAUCCAAAACCUCUGAGAGACAUUCAGAAGUGGGUAACUAUUUCUUCUUUCUAAGGCUGCUGCAGGAAAUCUAAGGAACGUGCUUGUGACUGAGCCUUUAAUCAGGACAGCUCUUUGUUUUUUUUUUUUGCAGAUUAGAUUUUUCUUGCUCACAAACAAAGAUGGAUUAUACUGUUAAGGUUUACCGCUUCAUUAAAUCUGGAGAACGAUCUCAUAUUUAUUAGCCAUGAUGCUGAUGAUCUAAAAAUAUAUCAGAGGAAAUAAAUGUGUAUUUAUACAUUUGAGAAUAUGUAAAAAAAAAAAAAAGGAUCAGCACUGGUACAACUACAUAUGAACCACAUCAAAACUCAAAUAAUACAAAUCUUUAUUUGAUAUGAAAACACAAAAAGAUUUUCCUCAUCGUUAUAUUUUGUAUAUUUACAAACCCCACACUGACUAUCUGCACUGCACAUUCAAAAUGUUGGCCUUAGUUUUGAGUCAAGAGUUACUUGUAACUUUGGCUUGGGUCUAAAUUUAUGAUGAACAUGUGUGGAGGAUCAGCUGGGUGGGGUUGAUCAUUACCGGAGCUUUCAGACUGUACCGCGUUAGAUGGAAAAAUCCACCCUGCUGCUCAGUAUCUGACUGGAACACAAGAAUAUAUAAACUGGCACAUAUGUAACAAUAUUAUAAAAGCUUAUGGUGUACUGUAAGUGUACUUCUUAAAGUAAAAAAUCAGAAACACUGUCAUUGUGAAGGCACUAUAGUGAUGCAGAAUGUACAUAGUUACAAUUAUAAACACAUCAAGACCAUCAGCAAAGGUUUGCUAAUAAGACGCCAUGAGAGCAGAUCUGAGGCUGUCAGGUGUACUGAGCUGGAUUUCAGAGGUGUGCAGAUCAGUCACCCAGGUAUCGAUACUGCAGAAACUAACUGUAGUUUUGAGUAUCCAUACUAGAGUCAUUAAGAUCAAUACCAAAUGUUACACCAUGUGACAUCACGUUUUAGGCACAUAAACACUCUUCUUAGUGCAGCAUUAUUAGCUUUUCAGCUGCUGCUGUGAGCAUGCCCGCAGUGAGCACCUUGAUCGUUCAGAGAGUUCACACAAACAUUUGUCAUUUACCAUUAAACCCUGUUUUGCCUUCUCACAUGCGUAUAAUUAAAGCAAUAGUUCAAUA